AUGAAGAACCAGACAACUGUGACAGAAUUCAUUCUACUUGGAUUCUCUGCAACUAAGAGACUGGAACCUCUGAUCUUCGCUUCUUUUUGCAUUACAUAUACUAUUGCUUUGCUGGGCAACCUUGUUAUUAUUACAUUGGUAUGGUGUGAUCACAGCCUCCAUAGCCCAAUGUACAUCUUUAUUGCCAAUUUAUCUUUUUUAGAGACUCUUUACACCACCACAGUUAUUCCUAAAAUGCUAGUCAACUUCAUGAAUCAAAGAAAAUCAAUUUCCUCUCAAAAUUGCAUUUUGCAAGCUUACUUCUACUUUUCAGCAGGUUCCUCAGAGUUCUUCCUCUUAGCAGUCAUGUCAUUUGAUCGUUACAUUGCCAUUUGCAAUCCACUGAGGUAUACCGCUAUCAUGAACACAUCAUUUUGCAUCAAACUCUUAGCUGCUUCUUGGAUGUGGGGUUAUUUUGUCGUGAUCACACCAACUACCUUGUUAGGCCAGUUGAAAUUCUGUGGUCCUAACACCAUCAACCAUUUCUUUUGUGAUGUUGAUCCUCUUCUAAAGUUGGCUUGCUCUGAUACAAGAACUAUUGAGAUUAUUAAUUUUGUAAAUUCAGCCUUGCUCCUUUUAGGAUCAUUGCUGGUAACAGGGAUCUCCUAUAUUUUUAUUAUUGCAACAGUAAUUCACAUCCCCUCAGCCAAAGGCCGCCAGAAAGCAUUUUCAACAUGUGCAUCACACCUAAUUGUAGUGAUUCUUUUCUAUGGAAGUUCUAUUUUCAUUUAUGUUCAGCCACAAAACAGCCACUCAUUAGACCUCAACAAAGUGGCCAGCAUUCUGAAUACAGUAAUAACCCCCCUAUUGAAUCCUUUCAUUUAUAGCUUGAGAAACAAGCAAGUUAAGGAAGCCUUGACACACUUUACCAGCAAGAAAAUAUCCCCACUGCUUAACAUCAAAGUUCUAAAAAGGGGGAAUGCGUCUUUACAUUGCAUGAGAGUAGAAACCAAAUGAAAGGAUAUGCCCAAAGAGAGUUGGUUUCAAUGUCCUCAUGCAUUUAAGGUUACAAUUCUGUAAAGGUUAUCUAGAAGCUGACUCCAUUUAAUUCAGAAGUGCCUAUUCCUGUGCAACUAUUCACUGUCCAGGAGCAAGUUAACUUUCAUAUUUACCUCCAUCAAUGAUGAUUGGAGGGAAUUACAUGACACUGAAAAUCCUUUCCACUCUACCAAUAGCAUCCUACAAGUUGUGAUGACUCAAAGUUCUGACAUCGAAGGGGGUGGGGUCCAAAAAAGGAAUGGCAAGGGAAGGAUGUUCAAUAUUCCCAACUCAAUUAAUCUUUGUGUAUGGGAAGAAAGUAACAUCAUUCUUGGAGUAGAUAUAAAAAACUUUAAAAAUUAUGAAUAGGAAAAAAAAUACUUUUUUUCUGUUAAUCCUCAAUCAAAUGGUACGAUUAUUUCAUAUGAGUUAGUCUUCAUUAAGCCCAUUAUUUUCAAUGACUAUACCAUAUAAUUACAUAUUUAUCCAUUUUUAUGUGAUCCAAAAAUUAUAUUUCAAGUAAAUUAUACAAAUUUAGGCCAUUUACAAGUGUACACAUAGUAUUUGAUUUAUACAUUUACAUAUUUAUACCCAGAUUUUUGGAGAAACUAAAUUUUUCAUCAAAAUGACAAAAUGUCUAUUGCAGUAUCAGAAAUUAUAAAAUUCUUAUCUUUCUAUGUGACACAAAUACAAAUAUGGUAACAUUUAUAGCAACAUUGCAGUACAUAGUUCAUAUUUAACAAUAUGAUAAAAUAGCUGAAGACUUCAUCCAUUUCCUACUGUCAGACCAUUUUCAUACCCUGAGAACACUGGAAGACCAUUUUUUUGCAAAAAAUAAAAUAAAAUAAAA
This is a messenger RNA of Pantherophis guttatus, 1867 nucleotides long. RefSeq names its product olfactory receptor 6M1-like. Lineage: Eukaryota; Metazoa; Chordata; Lepidosauria; Squamata; Colubridae. The record is from RefSeq and is a predicted model, not a curated record. Gene Ontology annotation, biological process: G protein-coupled receptor signaling pathway. Gene Ontology annotation, cellular component: membrane. Gene Ontology annotation, molecular function: G protein-coupled receptor activity; olfactory receptor activity.